AGAAGAUAAUAUCCAACCCUACCCAAAUCCAUAGAAUUGAAAAUAAGACAAGAUAUGCUGCCAGCAGGAUUGAUGGCAAAAGGGAAACACUUUUCCUAUCUCCUCUCAAAGCCUUCAAAAAUCAACACUAAUAUACCUAUAUAUAUUAGUUACAUAUAUCCAUACUCACAUCUCGCCCUCCAUCUCGCGAUCGCCACACAGUUAGGCAAAAUCGCAUACUGUUACAACAACACAUAAAAACCGUCCUCACAUCCCAACCCCCACAAAAUCUCCAUUGCCAUCCAUACCUUAUCCACAGCCAUCACUGUCAAUGGAUGUCAUUUUUGAGCCCCAAAGAGGCGGGCCAUUCUCCAUUGAAGUGGGUUUCUUUGAUACAGUCUCGGAGAUCAAAGAGAAGGUACACAAGUACCAUGGUAUACCUAUAAACAAGCAAACCCUAGUUUUUCAUGGCCAAGUUCUUCAAGAUGAUAAAGAUGUAGAAUAUUGUGAAAUCCUCCAAAACUCUCGCAUUCAACUCCUUAUAACACCUGAAACCGAUCAAAUACCUCAAGACAAGGUUGAACAAACCUCACACUCCAAGAAAGUUCAGCUGCGUAUCAAGAUUCCAUCAAACCAAACGCUUGUCCCUCUUGAAAUGGAUAUGAGCGAUACUGUGCUACAUCUAAAAGAAAAGAUUCGUGAGAUAGAGCCAGUUCCAGUUAAAAGAUUAGUGCUACAAUCGAAUGGUGCGGAGUUGCAAGAUCAUCAGUCUUUACAUGAAUGUGAGUUGAAGUAUAAUAGUGAGAUUAGCGUCAACGUAAAGCCAUCACCAUCUGGCUCAGGAUCAAAAGGGGGCUCUACAGGUUUCAAGAAACUGAGGGUGAUUGUUGUGACCAAGUGUGGCACUAAGAAGAUUCCUGUCGAAGUGAAUCCAUCGGAUAAUGUUGGAGAGCUUAGAAAAGAGCUGCAAGAUUUGCAACAGAAAAAUCAAUUCCAUCUUCCACAAGAAGGGUACUUUUUCAUACAUAAACAGGAUGUUAUGGACGAUGAUCGAUCGUUUCGGUGGCACCGUGUUAACCAGGGUGAUACAAUUGAUGUCUUCAAUGGAAGAGUAACCAGUGGAUCUUAGUAUUUCAUGAAUUUUCCUUAGGGUAAUUUUCCAUGACAUGUGCUUCAAUUUUUCUAGGGUUGUUAACUGUAUAAAUCAAGGCUCAAGCACUGACUUUAGGCUCAGCAUCAACAUUCUACUCUUUGAACAAGUUAUGAUCAUGCAGUGUUAGUAAAUUUCCUUUUCAAUACUUAGAUAGCAUAUAUUGCUUUUGUGCUUCGAUUUUUAAGACGUAAACCUUUGUGAUGAGAAAUUACUUUCACACUACUCGAUAGUUAAUUUGUUCAAGAUUAUGUUAAAAAUUCUUCAGUGUUUUUGGUAUA
Populus trichocarpa (black cottonwood) is the source of this 1410-nucleotide messenger RNA. RefSeq names its product ubiquitin domain-containing protein 7SL RNA1. Gene Ontology annotation, biological process: proteasome-mediated ubiquitin-dependent protein catabolic process. Bases 311 to 1108 code for a protein of 265 amino acids. Gene Ontology annotation, molecular function: polyubiquitin modification-dependent protein binding; ubiquitin binding; proteasome binding. Gene Ontology annotation, cellular component: nucleoplasm; cytosol. The record is from RefSeq and is a predicted model, not a curated record. NCBI's taxonomy places the organism in Eukaryota, Viridiplantae, Streptophyta, Magnoliopsida, Malpighiales, Salicaceae. The transcript has a single exon.